AUGUGGGCUUUGAAUGUAUUCAAGCAGACGAUGCUUCAAUCUGCGCAUAAGCAAGCCAACAAGACAGCCUUAUUUGGUCGACAAACUGCGGGUGCACAGAUUGAUCGAAUUGGGACGCUGUUACUUGAGAAAAAAAGCCUUGAGCGGAAACGGCCUGGUAGUGCACAAGCGUAUGAUAAUAGUGGUUCAGUGGUUUGCUCGAAACGGGCAAGAAUAAUGAAAGGAAAACUACUUAAUUUAUUGCCAGUUCUAUCUGACCAAAAUAACUAUGAAAGUGAAAAUGUGAAAAAUGAAAGGAUCCUGAUAUCGCUUGACAAAACCACGAAUUGCAUCUUUGGCCAGUGUAGUCCUGCAGCGCUUAGUUCGCAUGAAUCAACUGGUGACGAAUGCAAUGAAGACCUUGGUGAUUCUAGUAAAUAUAACCUUUUCAGUUCGUUAUCUAGCUUGCCAGUUUUACUGACGAAUGUUUCGCCUUCAACAUCAGCCCAGACAUUCUGCUCGGUACCAGGGAGGUUGUCACUGCUAUGUGCGUCCAGCAAAUACAAAGUUAGCGUUGCGGAGUUAGCUCGGAGGCUUUCGCCGCCGGAAUCACUGAAUGCUUCUUUAUUAGGUGGAAUAUUGAGGAGAGCUAAGUCAAAAAAUGGUGGACAAACGCUGCGUGAUCAAUUGGAACGUAUUGGCUUAAAGUUGCCUGCUGGACGAAGAAAGUCAACAAAUGUAACUUUACUGACAUCUUUGGUAGAAGGAGAAGCACAACAUCUUGCGAAGGAUUUCGCAAAUGCAUGUUCAACUGAAUUUCCUGCAAAAUCGAUUGCUCAGUGCAGACUUAAAAAAUGCGUUACAAUGUCUGUUAUGGAACUGGAAAAAGAAAAAGAAAAAUUCCGAACAACAAAGCAGUUGCUUUCUGGUUUUAUGGAUAUGUUGCGGCAGGAUAAUGUUUUAUUGUCGGACAAACGGGAUAAUAAGAUGCAGAGUUCCAUGGAAAGGUUUUCCCUGAUAACUCAUACUUUUGGCACACCGGCAAUCUUGGCAGGAUUAUCAACAUUUUUAAUGUAUGUACAAGAAUCACUGGAUAUAUUGUCGCAUCAGAGCACAGUGACAGGAUUUCCUAUGGAAAAUUUUCUGGGUUCAAAUGUCUUUUGUUCACAGCAGAUCAAUGGCAUAUGUUCAAAUGAUGGAAUAAAGAAGUUUGAUAAUCGAAACUAG
Molecule: messenger RNA, 1206 nt
Organism: Brugia malayi
Lineage: Eukaryota; Metazoa; Nematoda; Chromadorea; Rhabditida; Onchocercidae
Exons: 9
Coding region: 1-1206 (401 amino acids)
Biological process (GO): regulation of cell population proliferation; regulation of transcription by RNA polymerase II; anatomical structure development
Cellular component (GO): nucleus
Molecular function (GO): RNA polymerase II transcription regulatory region sequence-specific DNA binding; DNA-binding transcription factor activity, RNA polymerase II-specific
Source: RefSeq, a predicted model, not a curated record